This is a messenger RNA of Drepanopeziza brunnea f. sp. 'multigermtubi' MB_m1, 789 nucleotides long. RefSeq lists its product as uncharacterized. The record is from RefSeq and is a predicted model, not a curated record. Gene Ontology annotation, molecular function: oxygen binding; heme binding. Lineage: Eukaryota; Fungi; Ascomycota; Leotiomycetes; Helotiales; Drepanopezizaceae.
AUGUCGAACUCUCAUCCUAUGCAACAUAUUUCUCGAGACGCUCUACACACAAGCCUCGAAGCACGAAUCCAGUAUCUUCACAGUUUCCUGGACUUCAGCAGCAACGAUGUCGAAGCACUGGUCUCAGGCGCCAAGUACAUCAAGGCUCUGAUUCCGACCGUCGUCAAUAUCGUCUACAAGAAACUCCUACAGUUCGACAUCACAGCUCGCGCAUUUCAGACCAGAAACACGAGUUUUGAAGGGCCCAUGGAUGCCAAGCUCAGCGAAGACAGCCCGCAAAUCGUGCAUCGAAAGAUGUUCCUCCGAGCCUACUUGAUCAAGCUGUGUUCUGACCCGACGCAAAUGGAGUUUUGGGAGUACCUGGACAAAGUCGGCAUGAUGCAUGUUGGUCUCGGUCGUGCUCAUCCCCUUCACGUGGAGUACAUUCAUCUCGGCGCCUGUCUCGGAUUUAUUCAAGACAUCAUGACCGAGGCCAUUUUCUCUCAUCCUAAGCUCUCUCCGGACCAGAAGGUCGCACUCGUCAGAGCCCUGGGAAAGAUCAUCUGGAUUCAAAACGACCUGUUUGCGAAGUGGCAUAUUCGGCACGGUGUUGAGUUUGCUCUUGAUGAUGAUGAGUUUGUGAUUGAGAUGAAGGAGGGCCACGUACGCGGAAAGAAGAAGAUUCUGGCCACGGUAGACGGCGGCGGCGAGGAGGUAGUAUCGCUUCCCCGGCCUGGAGCCUGCCCGUUCGGUGGGAUCGACGAGAGGGCUGGCUUGGUCGAGAAGGGGGUCGAGGAGACGGCUACUUGA